Messenger RNA from Penicillium paradoxum, 1155 nucleotides. RefSeq lists its product as uncharacterized. Gene Ontology annotation, molecular function: transmembrane transporter activity. Gene Ontology annotation, cellular component: fungal-type vacuole membrane. Bases 1 to 1155 code for a protein of 384 amino acids. The record is from RefSeq and is a predicted model, not a curated record. The transcript has 2 exons. Gene Ontology annotation, biological process: transmembrane transport. Lineage: Eukaryota; Fungi; Ascomycota; Eurotiomycetes; Eurotiales; Aspergillaceae.
AUGGCAGACAGAGAAAAGAGCGACCAGAUAGCAAGCAACCACGAAGUUGAGCCGCCCAUUCCGUCUCAAAAUGACAAUGAUAUUGAUCCUCACCCGAAACCGACGGUCCUCCGCCAAGCCCUAGUCGUCGCCGCAGGCUUCAUAACAAUGUUCAUGACCUGCGCAUUAAUUUUCUCCUACGGUGUCUACCAAGCCAUCUACGAGGAAAUGGCUCAAAAACCAAACACAUCCUUCACAGGCACCAGCUCGUCAAUAAUAAGUCUCAUCGGCACCGUCUCAAUAGCCGUAAUGUCCCUCGGCGGACCAUUCAUCAUGACCUGGGCAAAGCUAUACGGCCCACAGACCGUCAUCAUGGCCGGCGGUAUCGUCUUUGCACUGGGCUGUAUCCUCGCAAGCAUCAGCGAGUCAGUGUGGCAAUUCGCCCUGACGCAGGGUGUCCUUGUCGGUUUGGGAACUUGCAUGGCCUACGUACCUACCAUGGCGGUUGUGCCGGGAUGGUUCGAUGAACGCCGUGGACUAGCCAUGGGCGUUGUCAUCGCCGGCUCGGCUUGUGGGGGAAUGAUCUGGCCACCGGUGUUGAGAAACAUUACUACCGUCGUGGGGUUCCAAAAUGCACUACGUAUCUCCGGGUGUUUAGUGGCCGCGUUUGUGCCUUUGGCUGGGUAUGCCCUGCGCUGGGAACCCGGGUUUGGCGCAAAUGUCAGCGCUCAGACGGUGGGGUUAUCCAGACUCACGGGAUGGUUUCAGGCGCCAUUGGUUGAUUGGGAAGUUAUCAGAUCGAGGAAAUUCGUUUCCCAGGCAUUGGGAUGUUUCUUGCAAUCGACGGGGUAUUCAACGCCGUUGUUCUUUUCUGUGGCUUAUGCGCGUGCAUUGGGGUAUAGCGUUUCCAUGGCUGACAACUUCAUCACGAUUAGUAAUGCGGCGAAUUUUGUAUCUCGGAUUGGGGUCGGGUAUGCGGCUGAUCGGUUUGGGCGGUUGAAUGUGCUUUUCUUGACGACGGUGUUGAGUAGUGUUUUCGUGUUUGGGUUUUGGUUGCCGUCGACUUUUGCGGGGGUGUUGUUUCGCAUGCGGCGGCGGAGGUUUUGUUUAUUCUCUUUGCUGUCGGGUAUGGGUGUUUUGGGAGCGCUUAUAUCUCGUUGUUUCCGGCGAGUUUGA